This is a messenger RNA of Nematolebias whitei (Rio pearlfish), 934 nucleotides long. Its product is annotated as high affinity copper uptake protein 1. NCBI's taxonomy places the organism in Eukaryota, Metazoa, Chordata, Actinopteri, Cyprinodontiformes, Rivulidae. Gene Ontology annotation, cellular component: membrane. The record is from RefSeq and is a predicted model, not a curated record. Gene Ontology annotation, molecular function: copper ion transmembrane transporter activity. Gene Ontology annotation, biological process: copper ion transmembrane transport.
GGCAGCGGAUGCUAAGCCCCUCCCACUUCCUGCAGACUGGGCUCCACAUUGUCCAGGUGGUUGUCAGCUACUUCCUGAUGCUUGUUUUUAUGACCUACAACGGGUACCUGUGCAUCGCUGUGGCCCUUGGCGCCGGUAUGGGCUACUUCCUGUUCAGCUGGCGAAAGGCAGUAGUGGUUGACAUCACAGAGCACUGCCAUUAGCUAACACUGAAGCUAGCAUCAAUAUUAGCCCUUUUAGCAGCUUGCUAACAAAUGUAUCACCAUGGAAUAACUCUGGAAGAAUGCAACAUCCGAUUUUGUCGUUCUUUGCUGUAAAUUUAAAUUCCUGUAGUUGGGCAAGCCAGCCAAUCAACUCUUAGAUCACUCAGGACCUUCAGAUUUAUUUUGUUUGUUUUAGUGCCAUGGCAGCCUUAGCACACUUUAGUUAGCACUAGAAGCAACAUCAAUCAGAAAACAGGCUUUAAUCAAUGCUUUGAUCCUCAAAAAGUGAUUGAUUAGAAAAUUAAGUUUACAUAUAAAUAAAACAGGAGACCAUCUAACACACAAUUUAUUUCCUGUUUAUGUUUUUUAUAAUCUUGUUUUAAAUUGAAAUCACACAUUUGCAAAAAUAAAAAGUUUUUAUUUUUACUUUAAUAAUUUUUAAAUGUUUUUGAGGUUUAGUAAGACUUUCAGAGCGCACACAUCUGAUGGGCGAAAAAUAGGUCGUUUUUAUUGCCACCGUCAGUCUUAAAGCCAUUGCCUGAUGACUUCCUGUGUCUGCCUGCCUCACUUCCUGUGUCUGCCUGCCUCACUUCCUGUGUCUGCCUGCCUCACUUCCUGUGUCUGCCUGCCUCACUUCCUGUGUCUGACUGCCUCACUUCUUGUGACUGACUGGCCCUGUCAUUCCCCGAUCUGUUACAGAAGCCGAUCCCUAGUGUCAGUUCAUUUGUGCA